AUGUCUCUAUUUAUCCUUGAUGUGAUUGCCUAUCUGCCUAAAUCAUGGCAGGACUGGAUCCUUCCACCAUCCUCAAUCCCUACGGUGACCAACAACCCGUCCAAAGUCCAACUAUCUCGCAUCGCACAUGUCUACUUCGAACACAAAGAUCUGAACAAAUUUGACCUGUUCGCCAAGGACUUCGGCUUCGUACCAGCAGAGCGUAAGGGAAACACCAUCUACUACCGCGGUUAUGGCAAGGACCCAUACGUCUACGUGGCGUCGCAGAGCCGGACCGGCCGAUCACGGUUCCUGGGUGGCGCCUGGGUAGCCAAGGACGAGGACAACUUCAACAAGGCCGCAGCGCUCCCGGGCGCCGUACUAAAGGACCUCGACGAGGCGCCCGGCGGAGGCAAGAUGAUCACCUUCGCCCGGCCCAACGGGACCUUCUUCCACGUCGUGCACGGGCAGACCGAGCGCAGCGUAGACACCGAGACGGAGCAGCCCCCCUCCGAGACGCACGAGUCACAAGGGCCGUACAACACCCCCUUCAAGAAGAAACGGCUAGGCCAGUUCCAGCGGUACCGCGAGGCCCCCGCGCUCGUGCACAAGCUCGGCCACUACGGCUACGUGUGUCGAGAAUUCGACACCGAGCUGGACUUCUACACCUCCAACUUCAACUUCGUGCACUCGGACAUCCUCAAUCUCCCGCAGUUCCCGGACGUCGACGUCCUGACCUUCAUGCAUCUGGACCUGGGCGCGGAGUACUCGGACCACCACAGUCUGUUCCUGCAGCGUGCGCCUCCGAACGUCCGCGAGACCUACCUCCACCACAGCUCGUUCGAGGUGGCUGACUUUGACGAGCAGCUGAUGGGUCAUCGGUACCUUGCCAAGAAAGGGUGGAAGUCGGUUUGGGGAGUGGGGCGUCAUAUCCUGGGCAGUCAAAUCUUUGACUAUUGGUAUGACAGCAGUGGGUUCAAGAUCGAGCAUUACGCGGACGGGGACGUGGUAAACGAGGACAAUCCGACCCGGAGAGAACCUGUCGGGCCAUUGUCCAUAUGGGGGCCUGAGGUGCCGAAGGACUUUGGCGCCAAUAAGGCAAAGUAG
Aspergillus thermomutatus is the source of this 1086-nucleotide messenger RNA. RefSeq names its product 2,4,5-trihydroxytoluene oxygenase. Gene Ontology annotation, biological process: L-methylmalonyl-CoA metabolic process. Gene Ontology annotation, cellular component: mitochondrion. The record is from RefSeq and is a predicted model, not a curated record. Lineage: Eukaryota; Fungi; Ascomycota; Eurotiomycetes; Eurotiales; Aspergillaceae. Bases 1 to 1086 code for a protein of 361 amino acids. The transcript has a single exon. Gene Ontology annotation, molecular function: methylmalonyl-CoA epimerase activity.